UUGUCAUCUCAUUUCGGCUUUCGUCAGAAAACAUGUCGAAAAUGAUGAUGAAGAAGAAGGCCGGCAAUCUGCGAGCGCAGGAGGAGCUCUUCCAGCAGAUGCAGGCGCUGAGCUCGAGCAACGACGAAGCCGAUGUGGACUUUUUCUCUGCAGCCCCGGCAGCCCCGCAGAUGCAGAUGCAGAUGCAGAUGCCGGUCCAGCAGCAGCGGAACGCCGUUCGACGGAUGAACAGCAUUACGAUGAACAACUUGGCUGGACCGGUCGCGACGCCAAGCGCCCUCCUCCCGUUCGGACAUGCACAGCCGCAGGACGCCAAUGGCAGCGUUGCGGUGCAGCAGUCGCACCAGGCGGCGCUCAGCAGCAUUCUCGACGAGACGCAGCUGACGCUCGCUGACGGCAAGACGGACAAGGGCCUCGCCACCGUCCCCAUCAGCGCCAUCAUGCGACUGAUGGAUGCAGCCGCAGCACAGCAGAAGGAAACGCCGCCCAAGAGAAACACAAUCCUCUCCGUCGAGAUGGAGGGCCAAACGACCAACAGCCACCAUGCCAGGUUUGUCUGCAAGUUUAAAAUCAUGGUAUUCGCAGAGGACUACACGGCCACGAAAAUCUUGUCGCAAUCGGUCGCACUCGAGUCGGCCACUAUUCUGCGCGAGGACUUGGACGCGGGGUUGGAUGAGAACGGCCAGCCCAUUGAACGCAGUCAACCAACGGCGGACGACGCUGCACAGGCCAGCCGCGAGCUGGACGCCGCGCAACAGCCGUGCGUGCUGCUGCUCGACGCCCACCAUGCUCUGGCCUCCUUCCGUUCCGGCGUGUAUACCGUCACGGUGGUGGCGCUCGCGCCUUUUGCCACUGCGCGAGAGACCGGCUUGCGCCUGCAAGUGCCGCCCGCGUCGCGGCGAGAGCUGCGGUUUACGGUGGUGGCGCAAAGCCCGCUCGAGUUGGAGGCUGCCAUCGCGGUGCACCCGUGCCUGCGCUACGAAAACAUUGAGCCACCGGCCGACGUUCGCGGCACCACGAUGAAGUUCUCCAUUCCACCAACGUCCUCGUGGCUCAAUGUGCAGUGGCUCCGGCAGUUUGACGACGACCCGAGCGCCACCACGACCACCACGCCCAAGGCCGCUGCCCCGGCUCCGGUUGCACAGGCGCUUCCACUGCAUGCGACGGUUGACCAGCAGCAUUUGGUGGCUGUCGGGGAGAGCCUGGUGCUCGUCACUUCACAGCUCGAGUACACCAUUCUGAACGGCUCCAUGGCGGUGUUUGAGCUGUGCCUGGAUGCUGAUUUGCGCAUCGUGAAUGUCGACACGGCAUCCAACGGCGUGCUUCGCAAGUGGGACACCACCACGGUCCACCCUGACGACCCCAGUUAUUCCGAGUUUGAUGUUGCGGCGGGAGACGCUGCCGAGCCGUCCACCGCCGUCGCCAAGGGCAAGAAGCGUGGGCUGCCUCGGCAAAUUCUCAAGGUGUUGCUCGAGUAUGGUGUGGAGGACAAGUUUGAACUUCGUGUGACCGCUGAAAAGCAACUGCCGGCAACGUCCUGCAAGUUUGUCGUGCCGACAUUCCGCCAUGUUCGGGGCCCGGUUUCACGCGAGAAGGGCACUUUGGCCGUCGAGGCCACAACGAGCGUCGAGGUUGAGCAGGUGCCAGGAGGCGCCGUCGGUGUCGGCUUGCUCGAUGUUGCCGAGCUCCCUGCGUCAUUGAAGACACGCGCUGCCAAUCCAAUCCUGCUUGCAUACAAGUUCCUGACACCGACCUACGAGAUUGAGCUCGAUGUCAAAAAGCACGCGGACGUGGAUGUCUUGAUGGCUUCCAUCGAUUCCGCGCAGUUUGAUGCCACAGUCACGGAUGAAGGCAAAACCAUGUACCGUCUGGCGUUUGAGAUUCGCAACACUCAAAAGCAGUACCUUCGCAUCACUUUGCCUGCUGACGGUGAGGUCUGGUCCACCACUGUUGGCGACAAGGCAGUCAAGCCUGCACGAGACAAUCUGACGGGCGAACUUUUGAUUCCCCUCCAAAAGCUCGGCGGUCCAGAGGACGAGCCGUCGCGUGGCGCCCUGGAUGUGUCUGGCGCAACCUCCGAUCCCGCUGGAUACACGAGCUUCUCUGUGGAGUUUAUGUACGUGCGGCAUCCAAGGGCAGGAGAUUCCGCCGCGAUGCCGGAUCCCAAGCAGGGGAAGGCAGGCGAGUCGGGGCUGGCAGCUCCGUCCUCCACCUUGUCCAUGACUCGUCGUGGUCUGGGAGCACAGCCAUCGGCUCCUGUCCCUGCGCUCUCGCCCAUGCAGCGCGCCGGUGAGCUUGUUCUGCAGUUCCCGCCAGUCGAUGUUCCAAUCAACAUUUUGCAAGUCUCCUGCUGGUUGCCUCAAGACUAUGUUUAUGGAGAAUUUGAGGGAGACAUCAAAGAAGUUCACCGAUUCAGCCGCGUGAGCAAGAUUUCACAGCCCAGGUCCAAGCCCAGCAGGGCCAAGAAGGACUCCAAGAUGGAUUACCAAAUGGACAAAAUGAAGAAGGGCGGCGGCUUGGGAAGCCUCAGUUUCGGCGGGAAGAGAAAAGGCAUUGUUCCCGUCAAGGUGGAUAUGGUCAAGAGCGGCACCGAGUUCAAGUUUGAAAAGCUCCUGGUGGUCCAUCAACCGAUUCGACUCGCAGUAGAGUAUCUCAAGCAGUCCAAGAAGGGCCGGCGCGAGCUCGACGCCAAAUGCGUGAUUUCCUAAGACUUUUGAGGUUGUGUUUGCCAUGCUGUCGUGUUGUUUUCAUUUUGAUUGUUUUAGCGUUUUUGCUGCUUGUUGCUUGUCAGUGUUGUGCCUCAUGUGUGUAUGCGUGUAUGUGUGCGUUUUGACUUUUGCAAUGUAAAUCCCGCUCAGAUUCAGUCGUCCUUGAGAUCAGCGAUGUUGCAAUGAGCCAAUUCUCUUCCCUCC
Capsaspora owczarzaki ATCC 30864 is the source of this 2912-nucleotide messenger RNA. RefSeq lists its product as hypothetical. Bases 33 to 2708 code for a protein of 891 amino acids. The record is from RefSeq and is a predicted model, not a curated record. Lineage: Eukaryota; Filasterea; Ministeriida; Capsasporidae. The transcript has 5 exons.